Diachasma alloeum is the source of this 2043-nucleotide messenger RNA. Its product is annotated as mitochondrial uncoupling protein 2. The record is from RefSeq and is a predicted model, not a curated record. Gene Ontology annotation, molecular function: oxidative phosphorylation uncoupler activity. Bases 508 to 1473 code for a protein of 321 amino acids. Gene Ontology annotation, biological process: mitochondrial transmembrane transport; adaptive thermogenesis; response to cold. Lineage: Eukaryota; Metazoa; Arthropoda; Insecta; Hymenoptera; Braconidae. The transcript has 5 exons. Gene Ontology annotation, cellular component: mitochondrial membrane.
ACAAUGUGGAGAAACAGUCAUCAGGACCAAUAAACACGAUUAUGAGGAGAAGAAGAAGACAAUACUGGAUCCACGAUUUUGUCUCUCAUAAAGUGGAAAUCAGAUAGGCUCAAAGUUUGAUAUUGAUUAAUUUUCCAUGAGUGGGAGUGAUAUUCUAAAGUCAACGGGUGACCUCACAUUGUCCAUAUAAAUGCGGCCUCCGGUGAUCGGACUUUCAGUUUGUAUCGUUAGUGCUUGGUUCAACAGUCUCGUGAUAAAUAGUAUGUUCAGAGAAUACAAUAAAGGAGCCACUGAACGCGACUGCUUGCAGUCUGAGGUUUUCCACACUUACCCCGACCACUUCAAGGAAAAGUUCCCAAAAUUUGUCGAGACAUUCCCUUCCAUCAUGAAAAAUAAGUGAGAGCAAUCGGCCGCUCGUUGGAAUUGUAAAUAGAGUAUAAUAGACUAUAAAUAAACUUGAUGUAGAAUAAAAAUAAUAAUAAAGGGAAAAGUGAAGGAUUACCUGAAAUGGUGACCUCAGAUGAUUCUAAUAUUCCACUGGCUGUGAAGCUGCUGACGGCUGGAUCGGCAGCUUGUUUUGCUGACUUGGUGACAUUCCCGCUAGAUACAGCCAAAGUCCGUAUGCAGAUCGCUGGGGAGACCCGCAGUGUUCUGUUGACACCUACGAGCGGCUCUCCUGUGGCUAUCAACACAGCUCAGCCUGGUUUACUUCGCACGAUAGUAAAUAUUGUCAGGCUUGAGGGAGCAAGAAGUCUGUACGGAGGGCUGUCCGCGGGUCUCCAGCGUCAGAUGUGUUUCGCCAGUGUGCGCAUCGGUCUCUACGACAGUGUGAAAUCCUUCUACGGUAGCAUUCUCGACCGCGAAAAGCCGGUGAACAAUUCCUUAAAUUUCGGAAUUUGCGUGGCAGCGGGAAUCACGACCGGAGGGUUGGCAGUGCUGGUCGCGCAGCCUACGGACGUCGUCAAAGUGCGGAUGCAGGCAGGGAAUCGGGGGAACCCCACAGCAAGAUACAUCUCAACGAUACAAGCCUACAGAAAGAUUGCAGUGAAUGAGGGAAUUCCAGGACUCUGGAGGGGAACGAUUCCGAAUGUGGCGCGGAACGCAAUCGUCAAUGUUGCGGAGAUCGUUUGUUACGAUAUUUUGAAGGAAAGCAUUCUGAACAGUCAAGUAAUGUCCGACGGAGUAAUGUGCCACUUUACAGCGGCUGCUGGGGCUGGUCUUUGUACAACGAUCGUUGCUAGUCCAGUGGAUGUUGUAAAGACGCGUUACAUGAACAGCGGCCCCGGUGAAUACAAAGGCGCCAUGGACGCGGCAAUGAAAAUGCUCACGCAGGAGGGAGUUCUCGCGUUCUACAAAGGCUUCAUUCCCAGCUUUUCACGUCUUGUUUCUUGGAAUAUUGUUUUGUGGCUGACGUACGAACAACUGAAGAUUUUUGUCAAUGAGCGACGUAAACAACACAAGAUUUUAAUGUAAAUGAUAAUAGUUGUGGGGUUAUUUUACAGCUGUAUUGAUACUGCAAUAGAGGAGAUUGAGGUAAAAAGGACAGUUUAUUGUGAUUAAUAUCUCUGAAGAUAUGGGGGAGAAUUGGGGAGACUUUAUGGCAAAUCAAAGUUCUGUAAUGAAUGAGGAUUGAGACGAAAUGCAAUCGAAUAGAUUAUUCAGUGAUAGGGAACUUGCAUAAUUUUUUUUAUUCGUCUAAUCUCAAGUUUAGGGUCUAAAUGAAUAAUUUUUCAAUCGUAAAGGUUCGAGUAUAUCGCUCAUUUUAGUUAUUAAUGAUUGAUAGAUGAAUAAUCGAAGCGAUUGAAGACUUCAAACGCUGGGUAAUCGCUCAUGACUCUGCUCCUCGGCCAAAUUAUUCAUCUCACACUCGACUAACCGAGCGUUUGACGUCGUGACCGAAAAAUUUAUUUGGAAAACUGCCAAUUUUCAAUUAAUUAGUACAAAAUACUAGGCAAUAUAUGAUCAUAAUUUCUGUUGUUCCAUCGCAUUUCCAUUGUAAUCAAAGAUUAAAAUCUGAAUUUAUUUUCAUUAGAUGUGAAGAAA